This is a messenger RNA of Aspergillus niger, 864 nucleotides long. RefSeq lists its product as uncharacterized. Gene Ontology annotation, biological process: DNA replication-dependent chromatin assembly; nucleosome disassembly; nucleosome assembly. NCBI's taxonomy places the organism in Eukaryota, Fungi, Ascomycota, Eurotiomycetes, Eurotiales, Aspergillaceae. Gene Ontology annotation, cellular component: nucleus. Gene Ontology annotation, molecular function: histone binding. The coding region runs from base 1 to 864 and encodes 287 amino acids. The record is from RefSeq and is a predicted model, not a curated record. The transcript has 4 exons.
AUGUCGGUCGUUUCUCUUCUUGGCGUGAAAAUCGUCAAUAAUCCUGCCUCUUUCCUCGACCCCUAUCAAUUUGAGAUCACUUUCGAAUGUCUUGAACAGCUGCAGAAAGAUCUGGAGUGGAAGCUCACCUACGUCGGUUCGGCGACAUCCUCCGAGUAUGACCAGGAACUCGACUCCCUGCUGGUGGGACCGAUCCCCGUUGGUGUCAACAAGUUCAUCUUCGAGGCCGACCCCCCAGACCUCAAGCGCAUCCCUACUUCCGAAAUCCUGGGAGUUACCGUGAUUCUCCUCACUUGCAGCUAUGACGGCAGAGAAUUCGUUCGUGUCGGUUACUAUGUAAACAACGAAUACGAUUCCGAGGAGCUUAUGGAGCAGCCGCCGGCUCGGCCGAUCAUCGAACGCAUUCGUCGGAAUAUCCUUGCUGAGAAGCCCAGAGUAACCCGGUUUGCCAUCAAAUGGGACUCGGAGGAAUCUGCUCCCGCUGAAUACCCGCCAGAUCAGCCCGAAGCCGACCAGGAGGGAGAUGACAGUGCCGCCUACGGUGCAGAGGAAGCAGAGCUCGAAGCAGCCCUCUUCAAGGAGCUCAACGAGCUGGAGCCUAAGACCGAAGAUCAGGAGAUGGAGGGAACCGAAGGCCCUGCCACCAAGGAAGAAGAGGAGGAAGAUAUCUCGGAUGCCGAGUCUGAGGACAUCGAAGAUGAGAGUGACGAAGAUGAGGAGGAACUCGACGAGGAAGAGGGCGACGACGGCGAUGAGGACGUCGAAAUGGGCGAUGAUUCCGAGCAGAAGGAUGAAUCAGCCGGAGGCGCCAGCAACAACAACCCGGCGGCCCAUCAACAACAGCCCGAGUUGAUGGUGCACUAA